CGCUUUACACCAAGGGAUUUUAUAUUUUUUCAUUUUUCAUUUUCUUUUCAUUCUAACUCAAAAAUCUCUCUCUUAUCUCCAUACUCUCUCGUCUUCUUCGUAUCAUUUUCUUCUCCGCCGCUAUCAACAACAAUCACCCUAAAUCAUGCUCACACUCAGAAUCGACCAAGACCCACAUGCAAUCUCGCACCAUUUUUGUUGUUCUUUCAUCGUUUCUAACUACACAACGAGAAGUGGUCUUUCAUCGGUUUCAAUUUCCAAUUUCCUUUUGUUUCUUCUUCCUUUUUAUUACCUUAUUGCGAUCUGAGAUCUUGCGAUUUCUUUUUUUGUUAUUCUCUCAACAUUUUCCUUCACCUAUGGUUACUAUCAUUCAAGCGAAGUUGGAUUUGACCCAGCGACUAUUGUUGUUAGAGUUCAAUUUUAUCGUAAAUUCUGGUUUGCGUCAUAUUCCCCAAUUUCUAGGGUUCUUGAUUUUUGAUAUUGUUCAGGGUUCUGCAGAUUCGAUGAAUAAAUCAAAAUAGAAGAUUCAAUCGCGGCUGAUGAUUCCGUCGACGAGCUCGAUAGCUACAUGUUCCAAACGGUUUGACUCUUUUCCAACUUGAUCCUCUUGCUCUUUAUUGGGGCUUUUGUCAUGAUCGCAUUUUCUUGUUAUUUGCUUUGGUAAUUUUUUUAGAUUGAUUUAGUUUAUUAUUUAGGGAUUUUGAUUGUUUGAGUUAAAAAAAACAGAUAUGUGGUCCAUGCCUUGUAUGGUCUAAGAUUUGUUAGAAUAAUAUUAGUGUUGUAUACAUAGUUUCUGAUUCUAACUCUCUUCUUUACUUCAUGGGGAGUACCACUGCAUCCUCUGGUGAGUUGGGUUUCUUUCAGCUUCUGUUAUCCUAUUCAAAAUUUGAAGCUUUAUUGGUUUUUACAAGUUCAAUUUCUGGUUGAAACAUGAGUCAUUAUGAAUGUAUAAUGUUCUUAUUGUAUCUGUUUUGGUUGUACCAGAGAUUGAAACUGAUAGUAAUUUUGAAGUUCAUGUGUUCUCUUCAUCAUUUGAGAAAAGCUUCAUCAAACAUGGAGUUCAGUGGAGAAACCACCAUAUCCGGCUAUGUAUUCUAGUGUCUAUGGAGGAAGGUGCAUCAGAAGCAGACCUUAGUAUACUUCCAAAAUACAGAUUUCGAUUAUUAAACAAUGAGGAGAAGGCUAGCGGUGGAGCUGGAUCGAUGAUUCCCACACAAACCUCCAGUGGAUACUUGGCUAAUGAACAAAUACUUUUACCUGAGGAUGCAGUUAAUGGGGCUGCUGAUCAUCUUCUUCGGUCCCUUCUUGGAAGUCAGAUUCACUAUUAUCCAAUAGACCAAUAUAAGUGUGUUCUUAGUUACCCUGAUGUUGUUGCUCUUGAAGAGUGGAUUAGCCCAAAAGAUUUUUUCGACUGAUGAAAGGUUGAUUCCAAAGUGGCAUAUUCCUUGUGAUGAAUAUAAAUUCAUUUUGCAAACGAGCUUUUAGAUAUUCACUUUAAGUCUGCUUUGCAAGAGAAUUGGUCUCAUGAAUGAAAUUUUGGCUGCUAUGGACACUGUAAAGUAUGUCUUUUACCACAAAUGAUUAACUGUUUGUUUAUAUAAUAAUAAUUUGUCUUAUAUAUACUGCUAAACGAAACUUAAACAGUUAGAUUGCAUAUCAAACCAUACAAAAUUAACCGACUACAAUUAUUAGCAGAUUUGGUACAUUUACCAUACAAAAUUUAUUGGACUUUGGGAAAAGCAUAAAAAUGUUGUUGUUGUUGUUGUUGUUGUUGUUGUUGUUGUUGUUAUUAUUAUUAUUAUUAUUAUUAUUAUUAUUAUUAUUAUUAUUAUUAUUAUUAUUAUUAUUAUUAUUAUUAUUAUUAUUAUUAUUAUUAUUAUUAUUAUUAUUAUGUGUGCCACUUUAAACAAAAAAAAAACCCUGCCAAAAGGGGUGCAUUAGAAAGCAUUUCUAAAUUAAAGUGGGGAAUAGACAGCGCUUUUAAAGAAAAGCGUUGUCUAAAGGGAACCAAAAAAAGAACUAAAAAAGCGCUGCCUAAAGGGGGACAAUAGAAAGCGCAUCUCAGCAAAAAAAGUGCUGCCUAAAGGGGCCCAAAGAUAGCGCUUAUGGAAUAAAGCGCUGUCUAAAGUAGACAUAUGGCAGCGCUUUUACUUUAAAAAAGCGCUGGCUUUACCUACAACAGCGCCAGCAUAGGCAGCGCUUUAAAGCGCUGUCUAUUCCAAAAAAAAGCGCUGUCUAAGGUGUUUUAUGGCGUAGUGGUAUUUAUCAUUUCCACGAGGGAUGUUUUCAACUUAAAAGUAAAGAAGAUAAACAAGAGGUGGUUAUUCAAAAAUUCAUAUACAAAAUAUAUAGUUU
Messenger RNA from Vicia villosa (hairy vetch), 2355 nucleotides. RefSeq lists its product as uncharacterized. The record is from RefSeq and is a predicted model, not a curated record. The transcript has 5 exons. Lineage: Eukaryota; Viridiplantae; Streptophyta; Magnoliopsida; Fabales; Fabaceae. The coding region runs from base 945 to 1415 and encodes 156 amino acids.